CCUUCAAAUCUCAAUGCAAAAAAAAAUGUCAAGUCGAGAAAUUUUAUGAAACUCAAACUCACAACAAAACUCGACAAGAAAAAAAGAAAAACAUGUUCGCCUACAACAAAAUACUUACAAAAUCCAAAAGAAGCUAAAAUUCUGCAAUUUGGAUUUAUAAUUUAAUUAUCCGUUGUGUGUGUGUUGAAAAUUGCUUAGUUUUUAAGUUUAAACUUCCUGAAAAGUGUGCUGCUGUGUGAAGUCAAGUAAAGGAAGGUGCUUCAUCUAAAACAACGCACAACCGGCUGCUGCUGCUGCUAAUGCUGCUACUGGUUAAGCGACGAUCAAUAAAAAUUAGGAAAAGAAAUCAUAUUAAAAAUAAACUCUCGACGAAGAGGAGAACUCUUAGAGGACGAGUAAAAUCAAUCAAUUCAUUAUUUAUGGCAAUCAUAAGAUAAGAAAAUUCAUUCAAAAAAAACAAUUUUGUUCAAUUAUUCUGUGACAACAACAAAACAAGCGUAAGCGACAGUGACAUCGAAAAAAAUGUCUCACAACGAUGCCUACAAUGCAGUCAAAGGUUUUCCCAUAACACCACCGCGUAGUAUUUGGGCCGCUUCUGGGGGCUCGUUUAUUGUUUGUUUUGUAUUUUAUUUCUUCUAUGGUGGUUUCCUAACAUUGAGUCUGUUUAGCUGUUUAGCCCUUGGUAUUCUAUAUUAUGCUCAAGAUAUAUUCCUAUAUCAUCCCGAUCUACCGGCGAACUCACGUAUCUACAUUCCCAUUCCGACCAUGCACAAUCUUCCCCACGAAACCGUGAAUAUUCACACCCCCGACAAGGUUACCCUGCAUGCAUUCUGGGUCAGUCAGCCCCAGGAGAGGAGCAAAUUUGUGCCGACAUUUGUUUAUUUCCAUGGCAAUGCUGGCAACAUGGGCCAUCGAAUGCAAAACGUCUGGGGAAUAUUCUAUAAUCUUCAUUGCAAUAUACUCAUGGUUGAGUAUCGUGGUUAUGGACUUUCCACAGGAAGUCCCAGUGAAAAGGGACUAGCUAUUGAUGGAAGAGCUGCGGUAGAUUAUUUAUUCACACGGCAUGAUCUCGAUCAUGGUCAGAUUGUUGUUUUCGGACGAUCACUGGGUGGAGCAGUUGCCAUUGAUGUGGCAGCUGAUCCCAAUUACAGCCGAAAGGUGAUGUGUGCCAUAGUUGAGAAUACGUUUACGAGUAUUCCUGAUAUGGCUGUUGAACUAGUCCAUCCUUCUGUGAGAUAUAUACCCAAUCUAUUUUAUAAAAAUAAGUUUCAUUCCUUAACAAAAAUUCGCAAAUGCACCUCACCUUGCCUAUUUCUAUCUGGUCUAGCUGAUAAUUUGGUACCACCGCGUAUGAUGCGAGCAUUAUAUACACAGUGUGCCAGUGAGAAGAAACGAAUUUUAGAAUUUAUCGGAGGUUCACACAACGAUACUUGGGUAGUGGAGGGAUAUUACCAAGGAAUUAAAGAAUUUCUGAAUGAGUGUCAAAAUGUUACAUUGCCUCUUCAAAAACCACCCGAAAAGAGUAAUGUAUGGAAUGAAAUACAAAUUGUAUAGUAAUUAUAAAGUACUUCGUUAAUGGUACUAAACAAAACCAACACACGUUAAAUAUUUAUUUAAGAUACCAACUUAUUAUUAUUUUUUUUUUAAUAUUUAAAUAAUUAAAAUAAAAUAAUAAAAUAUCGUUUGCAAUAAACUUCUUCUAGUUGAGAACAUUUAGGUGUAUGUAAAACAUAAUUCUGAGUGCAUUAUAAUUUUCUAGAUUUUCAAUUUUAUUAAAUUCUUUGAAUGUAUUUGAAUUAAAAAAAAAAAAACAAAACAAAAAAGUUUAAAAUCAUAAUUAAAUACAAAA
Eupeodes corollae is the source of this 1849-nucleotide messenger RNA. RefSeq names its product protein ABHD13 (gene Bem46). The transcript has 4 exons. Gene Ontology annotation, cellular component: membrane. The record is from RefSeq and is a predicted model, not a curated record. The coding region runs from base 523 to 1554 and encodes 343 amino acids. Gene Ontology annotation, molecular function: palmitoyl-(protein) hydrolase activity. Lineage: Eukaryota; Metazoa; Arthropoda; Insecta; Diptera; Syrphidae.